Entrophospora sp. SA101 is the source of this 702-nucleotide messenger RNA. NCBI's taxonomy places the organism in Eukaryota, Fungi, Glomeromycota, Glomeromycetes, Entrophosporales, Entrophosporaceae. The record is from the annotation of a GenBank genome assembly.
AUGCGUGGCCCAAGUGUAAAUGGUAAUAGUAAUAGUAAAAUCGUUCAAUGUAUCUCUAAAUCUCCUUAUCUUAAUCAAGGAACUUCCACAUCUCAUCAAACACGUAAUUCUUUGAAGAUUACUGGUCUUAGUCCAUAUGGCGUUGAAUCAAUUGAACAACAGAAGAAACGUGCAUUGAUUCAAUUGCGGUCUAAAUCAACUGAAUUGGAAAAAUACACGUUCCUUGCUUGGUUAAGAAACACUAAUGUUAGAUUAUUUUACCGUAUCUUGAUGGAAGAAUUAGAGGAAAUCACACCGUUAGUAUAUACUCCAACUGUUGGAACCGCAUGUUUAGAAUACUCAAAUAUUUACCCAUUCCUUGCACCACCUGGUGUACCAGACGGUCUUUUCCUUUCACUCAAAGACAAAUCCAAUUUAACAGAAAUCAUAAAAAAUUUUCAACCAUAUCAAUUUGACAAAUCAUUAACUCCACAAAUUACUGUCAUCACUGAUGGUUCUAGAAUUUUGGGUUUGGGUGAUUUAGGUGUAAAUGGCAUGGGUAUUCCGGUUGGAAAGUUGCAAUUAUAUGUUGCUGCUGCUGGAAUUGAUCCUCGUCGUACUUUGCCUAUCACUGUUGAUCUUGGUACAAAUAAUGAAAAGUUUUUAAACGAUGAAUUUUACCUUGGGCUUAAACAAAAAAGAGUAUCUGACACCGAGCUUUAA